Stegostoma tigrinum is the source of this 3735-nucleotide messenger RNA. RefSeq names its product coiled-coil domain-containing protein 190. The record is from RefSeq and is a predicted model, not a curated record. Bases 357 to 1376 code for a protein of 339 amino acids. The transcript is spliced from 5 exons. NCBI's taxonomy places the organism in Eukaryota, Metazoa, Chordata, Chondrichthyes, Orectolobiformes, Stegostomatidae.
AGGCAGGGGGGAGCAGGCCGCUCAGUGAGGUGCAGAUUUAUACAGGGAGCUGGGGCCUCCGGCAGCAGCAGUGUUGAGCAGGGACGCGCUGAUCAGCAUCAGCACUUCUGCCGUUCACACGCUGAAGGUCGCCCACGACAUCACCGUGAGCUUCCCGAAAGAGACGUGUUAUUUUUCACAUUCAUCCUUUCUCUGAGCGGAAAAGGACUACAGUCAACAUCAGUCAGCAUGUUUCCAUGAUGACAGACUGUGUGGAAUGAUUCUCUCCACAAAAGGAGUCAGCUGCUCUAAGUUAACAACCCAAGAUUGAUUUUGGUCAAUUCCUGACAUCACCAGCAUCAGCUUCCACCGAGAAAAUGCAACGCCUGAGGUCGCAUAUUUUCGAAGGAGGCAUAACAAGGCAGUUGGAGGCAGAGAGGCGUGAGUCCAAGCGUGCAGAAGCUAGGCUCCAGAAUGGAUUACAGAAUUUGGAGGAGGCAAGAUUUUAUUGCAUUGACAGAAUGAUCAAAGAACAAAGGCAGAUCCAGAGAGACCUGAUAAGAAUAAAAAAUGGUUAUUCCAAGAAGGCAUUAGGAAAUCUCAGAAUGCUGUAUCCUGAUAAUAGCACUUCGACCAGAGGGAAGUCUGGCUUGAGUAAUCUCAUUUUGCCCAGCAUUCCGGGCGUGAAUAAUCACGCUGUCAUACUGGAAUCAGAAAGAAUCAGGAUGCAGAGCUGUUACUCUACAAAGGCUGGCAGGAUUGUGAUGCCACCUAGUGCCUCGCUCACUUUGCAGACACAGAUAAACAACUUCCUCAAUGGGUUGAGCAGCAGGCAGGAAAAGUCUGACGGGCACCCGGGUGCAAGACAGAUCCAGCCUGACACACCAUCCAGCAAACUCAAAGCCGAAACCUCAAUCAACAGCAUCAAGUUAUCAGCACUGAAGCACCCCAACACCAAACACGUGAGUAUUUCAGAGAAGUCAACAGUCCUGGAUGAGGCCAGUGGGAGAGAAAACCAAGGUGUAGUUGACCAAACAGAGCAAGAAGCAAGCGAUGUCGAGACUGAUGGCAGCGAUCAAGCCCAAGGACAAAGCAGAUCCAGGGAGUCCACAAGCAGCCCACCGCUCUCAGCUUGCCAUGAAAACCCUGGAUACGAUUCGGAGUUUUAUGCUCCAGAUGGGUUGCCCAGAACCAUGCAUACCAUGCCCAGUUUUCUGGAAGCCUUUGCGGAAGCGAAGAAAGCGAGGUACAUCAGGCACCGAAUCAAACCCGAAGAUGAGAGGGAACUCUCGAUCAGCGAAAUCUUUGCGAAGAGAAAGGGCCUUGCUCGAGAUAUCACUGUCAAAGAGUUGGAAACCAACAAGGAAACGCUCUUCCCAGGAAUAAAUGCAGCUUAAAGGAAUAUUCAAGGAUCCAUUCAAACAAAUGAAAAUAAAUUCUGUGCCAUAAUGACAACAUUCUCCUUCAGGAGAUUGGUCCCAAAUGUGCUUGGGUUGACUUUGCAGUGGUUGAGGUAGGAUAAUGCCCCAUGCUCCAAUGUUGACCUUGCGAGGUAGCUUACAAAGGGGCAUGGGAGAGCACCGCGUUAGCUUGGCACUGGCAGGUGGAAGUAUGACCAGACACACUUGUCCAAUUGAAAGAUGUCAAAUAAAUUUCUGCCUUGACCCAUGCACUGGUUCAAUCAACCCAAAGCAAAAGGAUCAAUUUGUGUUUCAUGGGUGAAAAAAAAUUGCUGAGUUGAGCCUCUACAUGUGCAUUUAUAGAGUAUAGCUUACCUCAUUGAACUUGCUGGCCACGCUACAGCAUUGCUGCCUUGUCCUGAUUUCUGACUUCCUGCAACGUAUCCUUGGCAUUUUGUACCCAAGAAAAUAACAAUACAUAAUACUGAAGAAAAACCACAUAAGACUCGAAACACUUAUUCCAUUUCUGUCUCCCCAGAUGCAGCCAGGCCUGCUGAGUUUCUCCAGCAUUCUGAGUUUGUUUUAGAUUUCCAGCACCUACAGUAUUUUGCUUUCAAUACAUAAUACUUAUCUCUCUCAGUCUUGAAAGUUCCCAGUAUCUGGGGGAAGAGAAUUCCAAAUACCUAUUACCCAUUUCAUGAGAAACUUACUUCCUGAUUUUGCCACUGAGCAACCUAGUUUUUGAUUCUCUCAGCAAAUUAAAUAGACUCUCCAUUUUAACCCUGUAAUAUCCUUUUAACAUUUUAAAUACUUUAAUAGGAACAUUCCUUCUGUACGCAGAAUACAAACGUAAUUUGUGCAAGCAUAACUGAACUCUCCAAGGCCUGGCCUCAUUUGGAUAAAACAUGCACUGGACUUGAAACAUUAAUAUUGUUUUUCUCUCUACAGAUGUUGCAAGACCUGCUGAGUUUCUCCAGUUUGUAUCAUUCUGCUGAAUCAGUCCCACAUUUCUUUAAGGUCGGUGCUUCUUAGCUAAAGUGCAGACAGCAUUAGUCUAUUUAGUGUUGGGAGAAAAGGAGUCCUUCUGCCUGAACACUCAUUACUUUAAAAAUUAACCAGAGCUCGGCUUACCAUUUGGAGCGUGAAUACACAGAGGUUAUACAUCAUUGACUGAGGGACACAGGUGGUAGUAACUUCGGUUGCUAGCUGUAUGCCAUAUUCCCUCAAGCCAAGGCCUGUAACUGCAGUGUAGAUUCAGCUUGAAGUUCUGCUCUCCAGCAGCCAAACAGGAAGCUCAUUUCACUAAAGUAAAGGUGAAAAGUUUCACCAAAUGGAUAUUAAAUACGAUUGGCUGAGAUGUCUGUGCUAUUCGUAACGUAUGUUAUUCAGCAAUUUAUGAUGAGACAGAAAUAAUCCAUGAAUUGUGAACUUCAGGACAAUUGGAACCAGUACAUCUGCUCACAUUCGGAAAAUUCCAUACCUGUCCAUUUCUGUUCCAGCCCCAAAGCUGUUUUACAAAGAGGACACAGUGACAGUGUAACAGUAAACCAGAACUGAAGAGGACUUGCAGAUCAAGAGGCAUCUAACCUUCACUUAUUUAAAAUAUAUUGAUGAAAUUUAUGACAUAGUAGACUAGUAAGUAAUGUUAAUAAAAUGUAAUGUUAAUUCUUAAUUUCUCAUUUUUAGCAUCAAUGUUAAUUAAAAUACUUUUUAAAAAUAUUUAGGCAUGACAAUGAUACUUUUAGUUGAAACCUUUAAGACUAAGUUGCAAAAUAUAGGUGUUCCAAGGCAAAAUAGGGGUCUACAAAAUGAAGUAGUCUCAAGUAAAAUGUACAUAUAAAGCUGUGGUAGAACAAAUUACCUUGAACAUUUAUGUUCCAAGUUGGAGCCUGCAGGUAAAAUGCAAAUACUGUAAUAUCCUAUUUUGUAUUUAUUGUGAGGCUUCUGAACAUUCAUAGCUUCUACUUUCAAACUGUGAGCAGCACAAUUUAUUAGCAGACAAGUACAUCAUUUCUCUGGUUUUCUACAAUUGUGAGAUUUUAUGCUAUAAUACGUUGCUAUUUAAUAUAAUGUAUGAAGUAUUUUCACUGAAACACUGAGAUAUAGUCACUUUCUUGUCAUUUACAUGAACUAAAACCAAAAUGAGAUGUUUCAUUUCUUUCAUGGUCAUCAUGAUAACUUGUGAAGUCAUGGAAUGUUUGACAUAAGAUCACUAUUUUCCAAAAUCGGGAAAUGUAACUGUGACAAGCAUCAUUUGACUUUCUAAAUCUGUAUAUUAAUUAUGAAACAAAUAGUCUUCAAUUGUGAUGAGAAAGUUCAAACUAUCUUAAAUAAAAUCUUGAUUGUAAAUGUACAA